GUGCUCGACCCCGCCCGCGCGGAGGCAGGGGCCCCCGACCCCGCCCUGGCCGACUGCGGCGCGGCCGGCGCUGACGACGCGCAGGACCCCGCCGCGGAGGAGGGCGCCUCAGAGGAGGCCAGCUCGGAGGGCGGCGGCGCCGCGGAGGGCUCCUCGUCCGCGGCCGGGGGCGCGGCCGAGGACAGCGCCGGGGAGGACUCGGACGACGGGGGCGCGGGCGGGGCGCCCCGCCGGCUGCCGUCGGCGGGCCAGGCGUUCUCGAUGGUGGACAAGAAGGACAUCGAGAAGUACAGGCCCAAGA
Messenger RNA from Prorocentrum cordatum, 301 nucleotides. NCBI's taxonomy places the organism in Eukaryota, Dinophyceae, Prorocentrales, Prorocentraceae. The record is from the annotation of a GenBank genome assembly.